AUGGAAAAGCAAUUUGGUCAAAAUAUUAAUCGUAGCAGAAAAGAAAUUCGAGCCAUCUUGUCAGCUCGAAAUCGUUCAUCACCCAGAGAAUUGCGUGAGUAUAUCACGUUGCUAACCACUUCAAUGUAUCGCUAUUGUGCACAUCUUCUACGCAACAAUCAAGCUCAUGCAUUGCGCGAAGAAAUGAUGCAGGCAGGAUGCUAA
Molecule: messenger RNA, 204 nt
Organism: Loa loa (African eye worm)
Lineage: Eukaryota; Metazoa; Nematoda; Chromadorea; Rhabditida; Onchocercidae
Exons: 2
Coding region: 1-204 (67 amino acids)
Source: RefSeq, a predicted model, not a curated record